Molecule: messenger RNA, 3991 nt
Organism: Rhopilema esculentum
Lineage: Eukaryota; Metazoa; Cnidaria; Scyphozoa; Rhizostomeae; Rhizostomatidae
Source: RefSeq, a predicted model, not a curated record
ACCAAAAUUAAAAUUUGAAAGUAGCCAUCUUGACUCUUUACAUGUAUAGCCAAUUUGUGCACAAUAUAGAUUGAAAAUAGAAAGAGAAAGAACAUAAUUAGAUGUGCCAGGGUAGCUUACUUGUAAAAUAUAAUUUGUUAUUUAUAACCUAAGAUGAAUUAAACCGAGACCAAUGACCCGAAGAGCCUAUCAAUACACGACCACCUGCAAAAAUUGUUCUUGCUACUUUCCUGACGAAAGAAAAACAUGGACUCUUUCAAAAGUAAAUACGAAGAUAAAAAUUGAUAACAUUAUGCGAUUGUGGCAUGGCUUAGCUGGCUGACUUACAUUUGGGGAAAAUGUUGCUGAGAAAAAGAAAAUGGCGACAAUCUAUUCUAGUCUUGUUGCUCGUUGCAUGGUUUUCAAGAGGAUUCUGCAAGGCAACAGACAAUGAUAAUGAUGAUCUUGGUAAAAAGAUUGAAGAAGAGGGGCAGUCAAUAGACAAAGUUAGCUCAAUGAUUGAGCAUUCGACUGAAAACAUGGAGGAUGAGAUCGAGAAGGCAGGUGAAAAAAUUGAUUCGCCAGAUGCAGAGAAACGAAUAAUGGUGGCCGGAAAAAAGGUCGACGAUUUAGCUGAAGAAAUGGAAAAAGAGACCGAGCUAAAAGGCCAAAUGAUAGAGAGGUUCAUGCAGUCAACAGAAAAAGAAUCUGGGGACAAGUUGACCAAAGAAGUUGAAAAAGGAGCCAAACACGAAGAAAUUGGAAACAACAAGAAAGAAAAAGAAGAAACCGCUCCUGAUAGAAGAACAUUUGAAAGGCAAGAAAAUCUGAGACAAAAACUGGAAGAUCUUGUAGAAAUUCAAGGAAAGAAAGUUGAAGCGAUUGGCAAUGAAAUGGAAAAGAGUAGAAGAAAUCUUAUACGAAAUGAUAAAAGGAAACAGUCGCGUAGCAAAGUUCAACAGCGGACGGCCAGAAAUCAAAGGUCACAUGAAAAGGUCAAAGUUCGGCUGCAGGAUAAAGUGCGGAAAUUUAAGAAUCACGGUUUAAAGUAUGUUAAUAAGAAUGCAACGAAAAGGAGAGUUAUUAUUCCCGUGAACCGAGGUAAACUCAAAAAGCUAAUGCUUUAUUAUUAUAUAAACGACAAAAUAAAAAAUGGUGAACUGAAUUCGCAUAAUCUAGCAAAAUUCUUUGACCAUAUAAAACAGCUAUCGCUAGAUGACAAAGAAAGUCAGAACAAAGGAAAAGGUUCUGACAAACUUGAAUUUACUAAAGACGAAGAAGAAAAGAAAGCAAAUCAACAUGGUUUAGAAAAAGAUACUUCAGAUUUAAAGGAUAUAUUAAGCAAAUUCUUGAACACUAAGAACAAAGAAGAUGAAAGUAACCAUUUGGAUGAGCAAAAUGAAAAGGAACCAAGUUUUAAAUCAAUAAUUGAAUUAUUAGAAAGUAAGGGUGAAGCAAAAGGAAGCACGCCAGUCUCCACUGCUGAUGACGACACUGCAGAUAUCGAGAGUUUGAAAAAUACAGUUUCGAAGAAAGAGGCAGAUGACAAAAGUGACGUCAACGGAAAUAUAUUUACGAACGACCAGGUGCACAAAAUGCUUGAUAAAAUCAAAAUGAUUAACGCAACGAUAUUUCAAAUGGAGAAGAAGAAAAAAAAAGAGAAAGAAAAAUCGUCAAAAAAGAAAUGUCUAGAUUCGAACUGCGUCGGGCGUGCAUUGAUAACAUUGCUCGAUGACGCGUUGCAUGCAGUGAAGCAAGAAAAAACAGAAAAAGUUGGCGGUGACUUGAAUCUUCCGGUUGUUCCUAAAGCUAUAAAGGAAAUGGGUCAAACACGGUCAAAGUCUGAUCCGUAUGCGGGAAUUGGUUUUGCAGAGACACAAGAAAAGACAGGAGAAGCUGAUGGAGAGUCAACUGGUUCUGAAAGGCACUUAUCGCCACAUGGUGUUGACGUCAUCGGCACUAGUCAUCCAGUUGGGAUGCUGUCAGAACGGGCGCAUUUGCGAUAUAAUCACCAUGACGAUGAUGACGACGACAAUGAUGAUGACGAUGAAGACGACGACUACCAUCACGGGGGCUAUCAUCAUUUGCCAAUGAUUGGCUCUCAUUUCCCGCUACAAAUGCCACAUUCGAUGCACCAUGUGCAUCACCACGUGCAUCAUCUUGUACAUGAUGAUGAUCACCAUGGAGAUGAUCACCGUGGCUACUUUGGUGGCUCCCGUGGCUACCAUGGUCACACGAUGCCAAUUCGAACCAACCACCAUCAUGACGAACAUGGGUACGUGGAACCCUUGAAUGUGGAUACGGCCCCCAUGCCCCAUUAUCCAGAUAGGCAUGUACACGAUCACCUUGAUGUGGAUACGCUUCUACGAGGCCACCCAUUCAACUACCAUCAUCACACACCAGACGUCGCACUGGAAGGGCCAAUCUCUACGUCAUCAGUGUAUGACGACAUGCAUCACAUGCUUAACGGCCCAGGAAUCCAUGAUCAACCUGAUGUGCACUAUGAGGUUGAGAUGCACGCACACCCAUACCACCACGAGACACACCAUGAAGAUGACCACGAGGACAAUGACGAACAUGGUGACCAUGGCGACGACGAGUACCAGGAGGAUGAUUAUCAUGAAGGCCAUAAUGGAAACGACCAUGAAAACAACUUACAUGGGGACAAAAAACACACAAUAGAAAAAGCAAAAAAGAAAACACAGUUUAAAAGGAAAACAGCAAAAAAGGCACACAAAGUCAACAAAAUAAACAAGAAAAAACGAGAAAGACGGCAUGAGAAUGAGGACGAAGACGAUGACGACGAUGAUGACGUCAGAGUAGAGAAGGUUCCAAGAAACGGACACGGUGUGGCAAGAUUAAGCUAUUUGACGCAAAAGAAUGGUGAAGAUAUGGAACAUGAAAUAAACGAAGGAAUACUUGACGUUGAAGAUGUAGGCAGAAGCAUUGAAGAAAAAGUACAACGAGGAGUCGAUCGAGUGACUGAAAUCAGCAAUCAUGACGUCGAAGCUCCUGAUUACGACAGUGAAGGUCAUAUGGAGCCAACAAUACACAGAGAAGAUAUUGAAGAAAGCGGGGACGAUUAAGAACUAUAGCCGAAGGACAAAAUUCACGAGUAUAAUGAAGAAUGAUGACAAUAAUUUUGAAAAUAAAUAUAAAUAUAUAUUGACGAAGAAGAUUAUAGAAGAAAAGUCAAAACUAGAAAGAUAAGAAAAGAAGUCUAAGGUGAUACAGCAUAUUAUAGAUGAAAAAAUUGGCUACAGAACGAUGGAAUAAAUGGUUGCCUUGAAUUGGGAAAAAAGAAAUGACUAGAAAACAUUCUUUAUCUGACGACUAUGAAAUAGAAGAAUCGGAGGGAAGAUAAAAGCAAAUAAGAUUACAUAGGAAAACGAAGAUGACGUGGAACAUUAGAUGAGAUGGCAGGAUAAGGAAAUUUUUUAGAAAAUAAAAAAUGUCUAUAAGGUAGAUUUCCAUGAGCUGAAUAAUUCGCUGCAAUGAAAAUUUUAACAGCAAAAUUACCCUCUGAUUUCCUCGAUGAUGUGAACAUUAAGAUCACUAAACAUAAGCAGUCUUUUGUUCGUCAGGAGGAUUUGCAUUCUUGUAGGCGAAGCAUUAUUGAAGGCGAAGAAUUAUAAGUCACGAAGAAGAAGGAGCAGCUUCAAUGUUCCCGGAAAAAAUAUAUCAUUAACAGGAGUAAACAAUUAAACUUUCCAUCCUUGUAUAUAAUUAACUGCCAAAAAUUCCCUGAUCUGCCUUUAUGAACCAUAAAUAAGUAAAAUCCAGCAGAUAUGAUCGAAAUAAGCUCAAAGUUCACCAAAGAUCUUUGAGAUUUGGUUAAUAAGAGUGCCAUGUUUACUUUUUGAUAGUUUUAAUAGUUUCAAAUAAUUGUUCUAGAAUUUAAAAUUGACAUUUAAAGUAUAUUGAAUCAUUCAAACAUUUUGUGUAAUACGUAUUGAUUUUGUAAAAAGAAAUUUGGUAGAAAUUGAGAAGAAAAAUAAAAAUUAGCAAACCA